Molecule: messenger RNA, 1027 nt
Organism: Triticum dicoccoides
Lineage: Eukaryota; Viridiplantae; Streptophyta; Magnoliopsida; Poales; Poaceae
Product: CASP-like protein 5B3
Exons: 3
Coding region: 202-669 (155 amino acids)
Cellular component (GO): membrane
Source: RefSeq, a predicted model, not a curated record
UUUCCCAUCUGGCCUACCCCAAGCCAAGCGCACGGCGCACAUAACAAGUGUUGUCUAUAGCCACCUCCUGCUCAUACCCAUCACCUUCCCCAUCCCACACGAGCUAAGCGCACACAGCAACUGCCACAGAUCCACGCCAGGAAGGACUCCAUCGGCGUCUCCGCCUCACCUCUCCGCGGCCCGUAGCAAGCAGAGCAGGGGAUGAAGCGCGUCGUGGGGAGCCCGGGGACAUGGAGCGGCAUGGCGCUGCGGCUGUCGCAGUGCGUCUUCGCCGCCGCCUCCGUCUUCUCGUUGGUCUCCGGCUUCGGCUACUCCAACUACGGCGCCUUCUUCUUCUUGAUUCUAGCGUUGAUCCUGCAGCUUAUGUGGAGUUCGCGCCUUGCUUAUAAGGAUAUCUUUGCUCUAAGGAAUAAAAAGGAUCUUCACACACGGGAUAAUCUAUUGUUCAUUGUUACAGUUGACUGGGUCGUGGCGAUUUUCAUGUUCUCCGGAUCCUGUGCCUCUGCAAGCCUGACAAUUUUAUUCCUGUGGGAUGUGAACUUAUGCAACGCAUAUUCGCGGCUGGCCUGCCGGCAGUUCGCGCUUUCGGUCGUCCUGGCGUUCAUCACAUGGCUGCUGCAAGCUGCAUCUUCUUUCUCGGGGUUUUGGCUACUGAUUUCGUUCUUCUAGUGAUUCACGUGCUCAUCAUAAUUCGCAGCGUAAAGGUUUUCAGGCCCUGCAAAAUCUUAAACCAAUAGAAGGUGUACUAGAUUUAUCUGAAAGCAUAUUGCCAAAAUCCAACAGCUAGCUCUUUCAUGUGUUCAGUUCAUCACCAGUCUAAAAAGUAACACGGAUUUUUAGAGCACAGGCUCCUGGACGCCUCCUAUCCUCACCAUCUAAUGUUGCUUUAUGAUUUGUGCUACACAACGAACUUACUACCUGAAAACUUUCUCUUUUUUGUUUCUUCAAAACAAAACAACAAAUGAGCUUGAAACUUUCCAGGACAACAAAACAUUCUUAGAACAAUGCGGGAUAAAACUUUCAGAUU